GCACCACUGUUUCCCACCGUUUUCCACCCACUUCCUCCUGUAACGUGUCCUUCGCCUUGCAGACCCACGUGGCGGGCAGGCAGGCCUGGUCCAGCAUGGCCGUGCGAUAUCGGAUGCAGCCCGUCUCUGUCUACACCAAUGGAACUGUGUUUGCCACUGACGCCGACAUCACUUUUGUAGCCGUUACCAAGGAAGCCACUCCCCUGGAGUUCACGUGGUUCUUCGGAGAAGACCUGCCCGUGAGGACCAGGCGCAGGAGCAUCCAGAGAAGGCUCAGUGUCCCCCAGUGGUACCGCGUGGUGGUGCAGGCUUCCAAUGGAAUGGGCAGCGUGGCCUCGGAGCCCCGCCGUGUCCAGGUGCAGAGGAGAGUGGUGGCCAGCGGACUCGUGGCCGCGGACUCGGCUCUGGUGAACGCUCCCGUGACCUUCCAGUGCAGAGUCACCUUCGGCACCGAUGUGGCUUACCGCUGGGACUUUGGGGAUGGCACUGGUGGCCGGGGGAAUAGCUCCGCCAGCCACGUCUACAGCAGGAUAGAAACGAUAAGCACAAAGGAAAGUCAUUUCGAUAGUGACCAGAGUCACUUAAAGAAAGCCAAAGACGUCUUUCUCCUCACGCAGGUGUGGCGGUCCCAGCCUGUGACCCUGGGGGUGACCUUCGAAGCCGCCAUUCUCUGUGACAUCUCCCAAGGCCUCUCCUACAGCUGGAGCCUCACCAAUUCCGUGGGGUCGCCGGUGCCCCUGCCUCCUGCCAUCAGCACCCACAGGCAGACCUUCACUGUCCCCCACUACUUCCUGGAACCCGGGAACUACACUGCGCUGGCCCAGGUGCAGGUGCGAGGCAGUCCUGUGCACAGCAAUUACUGCGUGGGAGUGGAGGUGCGUGCCCGGGCACCUGUCAGCGUGAUCUCCGAGGGCACACACCUGUUCGUCCCCAGGACCCCCUUGUCUACCAUGGUCCUCAGGGGGUCCCUGUCCUACGACCCAGACAGGCCCGGGGCCACUCUCAGGUAUCACUGGGCGUGCACCCCAGCCAGUGCCCCCGGCCGCCCCUGCUUUGCUGGGCCCUCUGCACGCAGCCCGGAUGCCGGGGCGCCCACCCUGUCCUUCGCAGCGGACUCUCUCAGCAGUGGCUACGACCAGUUUCUUGUGACAUUGACGGUGUCCAGCCACGGCCGGAACUCUUCCGAGGCGCAGGUGUUCCUGUCCACCCUCCCUGACGUGGCGCUCAGGCGCGUGCACAUCUCCUGGGAGACGUUCCGAGGCGUCCCUGUGAACUGGAACGAGGAGCUUUCGCUGCGGGCGGCUUGUGAAGACUGCGGGGAGGCGGCCCUCUCUUACUCCUGGGACCUCUUUUUGGUCAACGCUACAGGAGGGGACAGAGAGGAAGUUCCCUUUUGCAGAACCGUGGGGCUGCUGGGCUCCUCAGGAUUGGGGUCUGUGUCGAAGCUUCCCGAGUCCUACCCACGGUCCCCAAGGCCACGCCGGACCGAGCCCCACGCCACGCCUGUGCCGUUCGCACGGGAGCCACGGCCCUGGACCCUGGGCCAGGCUGGCCUCUCAGCCACGGGGAGAGCCUCCGUGGAGUCCAUGGUCCCUGCACCCCAAGUUCCCGCUGCUGGUGACCCUGUGGCCCCAGAAGGGGAUCCCUGGGAUGAGGGGUCCCCGGGGAGUCCAACCCCUCACCCCCCUGAGCAGGGCUGGGGCCCUGAGGUGGCCCAGAGCAACGUGUGUGCUCCCUCGGGUCCUGUGUUUCAGGGGAGCCUGGUUUACGGGAAACGCUCUCAUUCUGUCCUUCACGCAGACUUUGAGGCCUAUUACAGUGACGUCCAAGAAGCGGUGCCCUCGAGAGGACGGCAGCCGGCUGCCUGGACCAGCAUGCACCUCUCAGCGUCGGGACCCAGUGAGGACGGGAGCCGUGGGGAUGGGGACAACCUGGUGGGCCACUUCCUCCCGACCGCCAGUGCCCGGCCUGCACUCCUGGUCGACUGGCCCAAGUCCCCCGUGAGCCGAGCCGUUUUUCAGGGCUACACCGCGUCCGGGAUCACGGGACAGACGGUGACAGUGAAGCCGCACUCACUGCGCCCUGGAGAGACAUACGUCCUGCAAGCAGCGGUGGCUUCGGGGCACAGCUUUCUAGGGAAGGCUCAGCUGUAUGUGACCGUCAAUCAGGCUCCGCGGGACGUGGCCUGCCAGGUGCAGCCCCACCGCGGCCUCGAGGCAGACACCGUCUUCAGCGUCUUCUGCACGUCGGGGAGGCCGGACUUCCGCUAUGAGUUUGGUUACCAGAUAGGAAACGCCUCCAAGUGCACCCUGUACCGGGGGACAGACGCCCAGCACUACUUUGCACUGCCAGCUGGGGAGCCCAUGGAUGGUUAUCAAGUCCUGGUGUCCACUGUGAUCACUGAUGGUGACGGCUCCCAGACGCAGCCCUGUGCCGUGGCCGUGACUGUGCUGCCCCGUCUCCAUGGGGACCGCUGCCCCGGCCAGGAAGUGUACAAUGCUAGCCUGAGGAACCUCUCCACCCUCCAACAGAUGGGCAGUGACACGGAAGUCAGGAACUAUGUCGCCGUGACUACCAGGGUCCUGAGUCGCUGGGCUAGGGAGGGCGGGAGCCCCUCCUGUGGCCAGUGGUCCGGAAUUCAGGACGUGUUUAUUUCUUCAAUCUGCAGAUUAGCUCCCCAGGACCAGGAGGAAGCGACCGACUCUGUCCUCCUGCUGAGGGACCUGCUGCGCUUCCCCAACAAGAUGAGCCUCGCAAGCGCUCUUCUCAUCCUCGACUGCGCACACACGCUGCUGGCCCCCAGCCGGCCCCCCGCAGGCUGCGCGGUGGAGGCGGGCCAGGUGCGGGAGCUCAUCCUUCUCGUGUCUGGGGUCCUGGAGGCCAGCGACCACGGUCACUCAAGGAGCUCGGGCCGCCUGCUGGAGGAAGGUGCUCAGGCCAUUGCAGACGUGCUGCUGGUACGGUCUUCCUCCUCCUCGGGGCUGCCCCGUCCUGGGGUCCAGUCCUGGCUCAGGCCUUUCCAGGUGUUUCCGCCUCUUGGGUCUGAUCCGGAAGGUGGUCCCGCCCGUCAGUGUUGGACCCGUGCUUUCCAGGGCUGCCUGUCCUCACGCGGUGAGCACCGGGUCCACGUGAGCGCCGGGCAGACGGAGGCCCAGGCGCAACUUCAUCGCCACCCUCAGAGCUCCGUGCAGAGCCUGGGCCCCAUCCAGGUGCGCCUCCCUGUAGACCUGGCCGGGUGGGAGCCCAGCCCGUGCUACGUGAGCCAGCUCCUGCUCUUCAGGAGGAGCUCCUUUCUACAGGGACGCGCUCCUGGCCAGGUUGGUGCUCUGCUGGCCCUGUCCCUGCACCGCUGCUCCAGCCGAAGGCCCCUGCACAAGCCACGGCUGAGGACGCCCGUGACCGUGGAGUUCGGGGAGGAAGGUGCCCCGGGCGACAGGAGAAAUGAAACGACGUUUGUGCUGCUUCGGGAUAGAGUGAACGUCCACCACUUCGCUGGGCUGUCCGCAGCCGGCCCGGAGGCCCUGCAGAUCCGAGUGGAGUUCUCCCAGCUGGCCGCCAGGGUGUUCCCCGUCAUGUUGCUGGUGAGCGUCUCCGUGCCGGCGGCUGCGCUGGAAGGCCACACCCAGGGGUACCUGUCCCUGUUGGAUGCGGACUACGACAGGGAAUCUCCCAACAGGUACUUGACCGAGACCGUGAGCUACGUGGUGCGUUUCCAGGGGGUCCGCUGCCUGCUCUGGGACCCGCGGCGGGAGCCUGAGAGUCUCCCCCCACAGCCGGCGGCUUCCCCGGGGAAGGUGAACUGCAGCUACAACCUCCUCGCCACCUACUCCAUCGCAAGGAGAAGCCUGAACGCCAGCUUUGAAUCCAGGGACGUGGCCCAGUUCCGGGGAUGUCCGGAAAACCUGCUCCCCAGUAUUUUUAUUGUGGCCAUUACAAUUCUUUAUGCCCUUUUGGUCACUAAAAGCAAACGUAUGGAUCGUCGUGAGAAAAAGAAAACGGGUUACAUUUUCCUGCAAGACAGUGCCCCGCUCAGUCACCAGCUGUAUGCGGUUGUUGUGGACACGGGCUUCCGGGCUCCAGCCCGCUUCACCGCAAAGGUCUACAUCGUUUUAUGUGGUGAAGAUGGACUUUCAGAGCCCAGAGAGCUCUGCUGCCCAGAGAAGCUGCUGUUUGAACGGAACUCCAGACACACCUUCGUCCUCAGGUAUGGGACUUGCCCGCAGAGCCCGGGCAGCAGCCGUGAGGCCUGGUGUGGCCAUCAGGCCGGCUCUCCAGCUCCCGCCUGGUACGUCAGCCACGUGAUGGUGAAGGAGCUGCGCCAGGGACGGGGGCGCUGGUUCUUCCCUGCCGAGUGCUGGCUGGCCGCGGGCAGGCGGGACGGCCGUGUGGAGCGGGAGCUGGCCUGUCUGCGCGGGGGCCUCGGCUUCCGGAAGGUAGGUGCCAUCGUGUCCCCAGGCGGCCCCCGGCCACGGCGGACACAGUGCGGGAGGUGUGGCGAGCUGGCCUUUCUCCGUGCGUUUAGCUGCGCUGGGAGGGGCCUCAGCGUGGCCUUCACCCUGCUGUGCGCCUACGCCUGCCUGGCGGCCCUGGUCACCACUGCAGGACACGGGCAGCUCCCGCCAAGUGUCGGCCCGGCUCGCGUUCCCCUCGGGUCCUUCUGGACGGGCUUCCUGUGCACCCUCCUGGCUUCUCCGGGGGCGCAGCUCUUGUCGCUGCUCUUCAGGCUCAGCCAGCGAAGCGCACCAGCCGUUCUCUGUGGGGGAGCCCAGGCCCAGAGCGCAGCCAGCGGCGAUGGGGCCGCCCAGCCACCCCCUGAGCUGGAGGCCUGUGGGGCUGAGCUUGGCCAGUGGGCUCUGAGAGAGAAGAGAGACUGCAUUCCCGGUUUACAAGUCCCCAGCCGUGCGUUCGAAGGACACGUCACAACCCCAUGGCCAAGGGCGCUGUGGCCGUGGUUGCGCUCUGCAGCGUGGGCCAUUUGCGGGAUGGUCUCUGUGGCCUGUGGCGUGGGGACGGUGUUUCUGGGAUACAGGUUCAGCCCCACACAGUGCGGGCAGUGGCUGUGCCUGCUGACCAUCUCCGUGACCUGCUGUGUCUUCGUCACCCAGCCCUUCAUGGUGGGCCUGGUGGCUCUGGGCUUCGCUUGGAAAAGGAGAGACGACGAGAGCUUCUUCACUGAGUCUUUACAGGAGGCCACCGAGGGCCUAGGCACAGGCCUGGCGGGGCUGUCCUGCACCCACGCGUCCCAUACGCCCUGCUGCAGCCGUCCCCGCGGCCCAGGCGUGGUUGAGAGAGUCUUGGCUGAGCGACACCGAGCUCGUCGCCUGCGCAGGGCGCGUCCACCGUGCACAGCGUGGCUCAGGGCCACGCGGGAGAGGAUGCGGAGACAGACGCGCACCCGGGCAGUGCUGAGGGACACCUGCAUGUCCGUCCUCAUGCUGCUCCUACACCUGCUUAUAACCCACGUGACUUCCCCCCGGGAUGAGCACUCUCUCAGCCACGCCAUCCGGAACACCUUCACCAGAGGUGCCAGGAGCUCCUCCGGCAGCCUAAGCAGCGUGGAUGCCUGGUGGGACUGGAGCCUGACCACCCUGCUGGAUGGCGUGUACCCGGUCAGCGUGCCCAGUGCUCAGCCUGGAGCUCUCGGAGGAACAUGCUACCUCAUAGGGCCGGCAGUCCUUAAGCAAAUAAAACUUUCUCCUGGCCCUUCAUGUGAGCUUCCCAGGCCGCUCUCCGUGCUCCCCGAAGACUCCCUACCUACGUGUCACCCCAAAGUUGGAGGCUCUGAAACCCCCUCUGUGAUCAAUGCAGAGACCCAAAGAGUGGCCCCAAGUGACCCCACAGCCUGCAGGGAGCACUGUGAGCUCAGCCUGGGCAGGACAAGGUCCACAGCCCACGCAGUGCUGACUGGCCUCAGGGCUCACCGCUGGGUGGAUCACCGCACCAGGGCCAUGUCUGUGCACUUCGUCCUCUACAACGCCCCCACCCGCCUCUUCUCCCGUGUGUCCCUGCAUGCGACGCUGCUCCCGGCCGGGGGCCUCGCCCUUUCCCCCCUCGUGGAGUCGGUCACCGUCUUCCACAGUGACCCAGCCCCAAGGUACCACCUGCUUCUUCCCCAGCUGGCCUUCCUGGCGCUCACCCUGACCCACCUGUGCCUCCAGCUCUUCCACCUGGCUGAGAAGGGCGUCCGUGGCUACUGGCAAAAACGUGGGGCCUGGCUGGAGCUGCCCCUCGCCGGGGCCGGCCUGGCCUGGUACGCAGCCUCCGGCCACCUGCUCUCCCUGGCCGGGGAGGUGACCAACCAGUUGCACAUGGGGCUCCUGCAGGGCUUUGUGGACCUCAGUCCCAUGGCGUCAUGGAAUCAGAGGGCGAGGUGGCUCCAGGGAACCCUGUCGUUCCUCCUGACCCUGAAAUGCCUCCGUCUGCUCGGCUCUCACAGCGCAGUGGCGUCCUACAUCUUCGCCACACGCCGCUCCCUCGCGGGCGUCCUCGCACCAGGGCUGGCAGGGGUCCUGGUGCUGGCCGCCCACGCCCACCUGCGUGGGAUUCCACUCCUUACCAUGGCUCCUUCAUCGGGCACCUUCGCAGACGCCUCCCACCGUUUUCCAGGAAGCAGCCAAAGAGACAUGUUCCCGGGCCUCUCCAAGGCAGAGGGGCAGGCCACGGCUAGGCACUGCACAGCCCUCCUGGCAGCAGUGACCACUCUGUGGAUAGGAAUGCUCAGAGGUUCCCUCAUGGCUUUUGUUCCCAAACGAAAAUCUUUUCAAAGCCAAUCUCUUGUGAGACUUGCAGACGUGAUGGCCUAUGUGUGGGGGGCGGCCUGCUCUGCGCUGGGGCUGGAGAGGCGGCCGCCGGAGGAGGCUGCGCCGGCCACGCACCACAACCCCUCCCUGGAUGAGUUUGCAGACCUGCUGGAUGAGCUGCUGCUGAAGAUCGACAGUCUGUCCGCCCGCCUCCCCGUCCCUCUCCCAGCGCAGCCGCCCCAGGACGCGCCACAGGCUGAGGCCGGGGCAGAAGGCAGCCCUUCGCUGGGGGCUUCUGAUGACCAGGCUGCAGGGCCCUCAGGCAUCGAGAAACCGCUGCGGCCCGGGCUGUGCUGAGGUGCUUACAACACGGGUCUCCUUCACACACGAGGAACGCCAGGCCCCCAGAGGUGCCACUGAGCCAGCUCUCACGCGCAGUGAGAAGCCACGUGGAACCAGGUUUACGUGUCAGACUUGUCCAUCCGGGUUCGAGGCGGGGUGGGACCCACCUCGGCUCUGCCAGGUGCCUGGAGCUGCGAGUGGGAGGCUCGUUUGUACGUCCGCCUAACUGACUCUCUCAGUAUCAAAGGCUAAAAUCUUAUUUGGCGGAAUUUCUAUUCUGUCUAUUGAGUCUGAUCUUGCAAGCUAUCUCAGAAAUCUAAUAAAUGCAACGAAACGGGCCAGGAUGGAAGUCAGAUCGUUAAAUGAGAUUUUGAAAUGAAGUCCUUGUUUU
Myotis davidii is the source of this 7473-nucleotide messenger RNA. RefSeq names its product polycystic kidney disease protein 1-like 1. The annotation marks the transcript as partial. The transcript has 46 exons. Gene Ontology annotation, biological process: detection of mechanical stimulus. Gene Ontology annotation, molecular function: calcium channel activity; protein binding. The record is from RefSeq and is a predicted model, not a curated record. NCBI's taxonomy places the organism in Eukaryota, Metazoa, Chordata, Mammalia, Chiroptera, Vespertilionidae. Gene Ontology annotation, cellular component: membrane.